This is a messenger RNA of Oncorhynchus mykiss (rainbow trout), 7049 nucleotides long. Its product is annotated as sterol regulatory element-binding protein cleavage-activating protein. Gene Ontology annotation, molecular function: protein binding; sterol binding. Gene Ontology annotation, cellular component: SREBP-SCAP complex; Golgi membrane; endoplasmic reticulum membrane. Gene Ontology annotation, biological process: regulation of cholesterol biosynthetic process; SREBP signaling pathway. The record is from RefSeq and is a predicted model, not a curated record. NCBI's taxonomy places the organism in Eukaryota, Metazoa, Chordata, Actinopteri, Salmoniformes, Salmonidae.
UCAACUCAGUAUGUGAAUGUUAAGGUUUUUUUGUGCAAAAUACAAAUAGGCCCACUGAUUUUUCUCAUUUAAAUGUUCAUUGUGUCUCAUCACUAAAGCCUUUGUGACGGGUCACUCAACGUUUUCAUUGUAGUUUUUGGACCGGGUUUUUGCCAUUUUCGAUGACAUAAUAGUGGUUACUGAUUGACUGGGCCAAUUUGCUCCCUGUGUGUUUGUAAAUGGGUGGCUGUAAAUGAAUUGUCGCAAUAAAGCCUUCAGGCAUUAGUCCCAGCUGACAUUGACUCAAGAAUGGUCUGUACAGUUAUGGUGCAUUAGAGUUGAGGAGCAAGUGCUCAGUUCACUAUGGGAGAAGGGAGCUGAAAUACAAUCGUGAUGCUUCUCAAUGCAGCCCAAAAUCCCUGCAUUUAUGGUGCUACUUGCCAGGAGUCUUAGCUUUUUUACAUUGGGUUUUAAGACCCCUUACACAGGUGUGGAUCAUGGCAAUGGACUGUAUAGGAUCCAGCGAUGCCUUCAAACUGGGGAUUUUAGGAAGCAUCGUUAGGAGGUCCCUGGAUGCCCCACGGCACUCCGUCCUCGCUCGCCCUCCCGAUGGCCGGCAGCUGACCCCGCCCCCCAGGAUGACGGUGAGAGAGCGGCUGCGAGAGAAGAUCUCGACGGCGUUUUACCGCCAUGGGCUGCUUUGCGCUUCCUAUCCGGUGCCCAUCAUCCUCUUCACCUCUGCCAGUAUUCUCGCCUGCUGUUACCCUCUGCUGCGGCUGCCUCUGCCGGGGACCGGGCCGGUGGAGUUCACCACACGGGUCCGAGAUUAUACCGUCCCUUCCCAUGAGCCCCAGGGAGACCUCGGCGAGCGGCCUGACUGGUAUCGGGGUCCUCCGGUGGCCUACAUCCAACAGGUCCUGGUGAAGGCAGCUGUGUCUCCCUGGGACAGUACGCUGGUCCCUGUGGACGUGUUCCGCUCCCCACUGGGCCGCGUAUUCAGCCUGCUGGAGGAGAUCCGCAACCAUGUACACAACGACGGUUCUGGGGUCAGGAGCCUGGAGGCGCUCUGCCUGCAGGUGACGGACCUGUUGCCGGGGUUACGACGUAUGCAGACAGUGCUGCCGGAGCACGGUUGUCUGCUGGUCUCCCCCGGCAACUACUGGCAGAACCAGCGGGAGCUGUUUGACUCUGACCCCGACCUGCUGAAGACCGUCCACCAGCAUGAACCCAAAGGACUGCACACCUCCGCCACACUGAGAGACCUGCUGUUUGGCGUCCCGGUGAAACACACAGGGGUGAGUCUGUACAGCAGGAAGAGGGUGGUCACCUACACCAUCACCAUGGUCCUGGGCAGCUACGACGCCAGGUUCCUGUCUAGCCUGCGGGCACGUCUUCGCCAGCUGCACCCCUCUGUGAACUGCAGCCUGCGCGAGGACCACAUGGUGCACGUGCACUUCAAGGAGGAGAUAGGCAUGGCCGAGCUCAUCCCCCUGGUCACCACCUACAUCAUACUUUUCGCCUACAUCUACUUCUCCACACGUAAGAUUGACAUGGUGAAGUCAAAAUGGGGCUUGGCGCUGGCUGCCGUGGUAACAGUGCUCAGCUCUCUGCUUAUGUCUGUGGGGCUCUGCACCCUGUUCGGCCUGACGCCCACACUCAAUGGAGGUGAGAUCUUCCCAUAUCUGGUGGUGGUGAUAGGGCUGGAGAACGUCCUGGUUCUCACCAAGUCUGUGGUGUCCACCCCUGUUGACUUGGAGGUCAAACUACGCAUCGCUCAGGGCCUUAGUAAUGAGAGCUGGUCUAUCAUGAAGAACAUGGCCACAGAGCUGUGCAUCAUCCUCAUAGGAUAUUUCACCCUGGUGCCCGCUAUCCAGGAGUUCUGUCUGUUUGCUGUGGUGGGGCUGGUGUCUGACUUCUUCCUUCAGAUGUUUUUCUUCACCACAGUUCUUUCCAUUGACAUCCGACGCAUGGAGUUGGCCGAUCUGAACCGCCGUCUACCGGCCGAGGCGGGUAUGCCCCCUCCCAAACCGGGCCCCCUGCGCCCUCGGGAGGCGCCUCCUCCCCCACGGCCCUCGCCCUACACCAUCACCCUGCAGACGCCCGCCUUCAGGAACCUGCGUCUGCCCAAGAGGCUCCGUGUGGUCUACUUCCUGGCCCGCACACGUCUGGCCCAGCGCUUCAUCAUGGUGGGUACAGUGAUCUGGAUUGGCAUCCUGGCCUACACGGACCCCGCUGGCCUCCGUACCUACCUGGCAGCCCAGGUGUCUGAACAGAGCCCCCUGGGGGAGAGCGGGGCCGGGGGUCUGCCCCCCCACCUGGGAGUAGCCUCGGUCUUCCCUGGACCAGGAGGGGACCCCGCCAGCACCCUCAGUGUCCUCCCUGCCCCCGCUGAACCCACCCCACUUCCAGAGAACCAGUCCCAGGGUCACCACGGGGCCCCCAGGGAAGGAGUACCCCACCAGGCCCAGGCCCCACCCCUGGUGCCCCAGAUCAGCUGGGGGGCGGAGGAUGAGGAGGGCUGGAGGAGGCUGUCUUUCAGACACUGGCCCUCGCUCUUCAGCUACUAUAAUAUUACUCUGGCCAAGAGAUACAUCAGCAUCCUGCCUGUCAUUCCCGUCACGCUUCACCUGAGCCCCCGGGAGGCCAUCGAGACGCGUCACCCCCAGGACACACGCCACCCCCCGCCGCCCAGCCUCAAAACUAACGACCUACCCGCAGACCUCACGCUCUACAAGGUAGCAGCUCUGGGCCUGGCGGCAGGGGUUCUGCUGGUGCUGCUGCUCUUCUGUCUCUACCGGGUCCUCUGUCCCCGCAACUACGGCCAGAACGGAGUGGCCCAUGGACGCCGUCGCCGCGGUGACCUGCCCUGCGACGACUACGGCUACUCGCCACCCAUCAGCGAGAUCUCCCCCCUGCUGCUGCGUGGACACAGCAUGGAUAUAGAGUGUCUGGCGAGUGAUGGCAUGCUGUUGGCCAGUUGUUGUCUGGCAGGACAGAUCCGUGUGUGGGACGCUCAGACUGGAGACUGCCUCACUGUCAUUCCUAAACAUGGGUUGCGGCGGAGUAGUAGCAGUGGCGGCUGGGAACAACGGGAUGGCUGGGACACCGUGGGUGUGGCCGAACCUGAGAAUCUGGGAGGCGGGACAGAACCAGGGGGUGGGGUUUUCGAUGAGGAUGAGGGCUACCCCCUCAGGCGGCGGACCACCCCACGCCCGGCCCUCUUUGAGGACCAACCCGACCUCACCCCCCUCAUCGACACCAACUUCGACUCCCAGCCCUCCUCCCACCUCCUCCUCACCCCGCCCAGGGAUGGCUUUGACUUCGGGGGGCUGGUGGAGAGAGCCUACCUAGAGCACGAGCCUCCCUCGCCGGGCCUCACUGCCUCCUACCCCUCCCCCUCCCCCCCAUCGGGACCCCCUCCCCAGAGGAGACGCAGCCUGGGGUACAUCCAGCCCCCUGUUCCACAGGGCCAGGGAACCCCGGACUGGGAAAGCGCCGUGUGGGCCAUGGAGCUUCGGGGGAACCUCAUUGCUGCUGGGAGGAGCAGUGGCAAACUGGAGCUGUGGGAUGCAGUGGAGGGCUCGUUACGCUGCAGUAAUGAAGACGGCGUCUCGGGGAUCACGGCCCUGGCCUUCCUCAACAACAGGAUCGUGGCGGCCAGACUCGACGGCUCUCUAGACUUCUUCACUGUCGACAUCAACAAGCCUCUGGGCUUACUGCAGUACAGAGGUCCUCCCGGGCGUAGUAACAUGCCGCCCUCGCCCUGCUACAGCAGUGAGGAUGUGAUCUCAUGCCAGCUGACGCGCUCGGUGCAGUGUGCCCACCAGAAACCCAUCACGGUGCUGCGAGCCGCUGCCGGCAGAGUGGUCACUGGCAGCCAGGAUCACACGGUCAGGGUAUAUCGUCUGGAGGACUCAUGCUGUCUCUUCACGCUCCAGGGCCACUCUGGGGGAAUCACUGCCAUCUACAUAGACCAGACCAUGGUUCUGGCCAGUGGGGGGCAGGACGGAGCAAUCUGUCUGUGGGAUGUGCUGACGGGCAGCCGGGUGAGCCACGUGUACGGUCACCGCGGCGACGUGACCUCGCUGGUGUGCACCACAUCGUGCGUGAUCAGCAGCGGCCUUGACGACCUCAUCUGCAUCUGGGACCGCAGCACGGGCAUCAAGCUCUACUCCAUACAGCAGGAGGUGGGCUGUGGUGCUAGUCUGGGGGUCAUCUCUGAGUCUCUCCUGGUGACAGGGGGCCAGGGCUGUGUGUCCUUCUGGGACCUGAACUUCGGGGACCUCCUCCAGACGGUCUACCUGGGCCAGAGCAGCGACGGCCAGGGGGUCCGCCAGCUCGUGGUGCUGAACAACGCCGCCAUCGUCUGCGACUUUGGCUCCGAGCUCAGCCUGGUCUACGUACCCUCGGUGCUGGAGAAGCUGGACUGAGCAGUAGCAGAACUAGGACAGGUGCCACACAGUGGCCUGGAGGAGUAGAUGAAAUGGUCAGUACUGACAAUGGGGAUACCUGCAAACGCAACUCAUUUUGGCCCUACAUUACGCUGCAGUUGGACAAUCUUCUUGGAAAGAGUUGACGUGAUUGGCUAAUUUAGAUCGUUAGCACUUCACCCGAUUAGGUGGGAGGGCAUUUCUAUAGCAAUACAUAACGUUUUUUAUAAAGCUAAUGUCUGGUUGGAGAGACAGAUGUACAGACAGACAGACUUACAAGUGGUCAACCUGCCACAGGGUGAGGUCUGUCUGACCAGAAAGAUGACCCUUGACCUUGUUAGUAGCUCAGGGGGUUUGUAUCCAAGGGGUUACCAUCCAACAAUCAGUCUGUCUGCACUCUAUGAUGCUGUCAUUGGCGGAGUGUUUGAUACCACGCCAGCCAAUCAGUGUGGCAGGCUCAUGUCAUGAGGUCUGAGGGCUGUUGGGCUAAGCUAAGCAGUUACUAGCAUGUGUGUGUUUUGUGUCCUGGGAAAGAAACAGUCCCUUUUAUGGUGAAAACACUGCUGACAAAAAUCCUUCAUUAUUGUGUGUGUGUGCAAGAUAACUGGAUACGAUUACUGUAAUGAAAUGCACCUUGAGAGGGGGUUGUUUUUAUGUUUAAAUCUAUUUAUUAGUGAUACAUUUUAAAGUAACAAUUUGAGAUGUGCAUAAUAUAAUGUGCAGAUGUCAUAAAUGUAGGGUUAGAUUUUUUUUAUUUUUUUUAAACAUUGGUUAUGAUGAAUAUUUGUAAUAUGAAUAUUUUGGAACUGAAGUGUUUUCUUGUAGUUGGAGAUUGAGGGGGAGAGGUUCCUUGCCUUACCAAGCCUCAGGCUCUGAUUUUAGGGCUACUGUUGCUGCAAGAGGACCCAUCUGGCCCUUUUAGCUGUAGGAGGCUCUAUACCUCUACACUUUCUGCUUGAAUUUGAGAUGUGCAUCUGAAGUUGUGGUAGCUCUACAUUUGCUGCUCUCUUCCCAUGUUGACUGGGCCUAGGAGAAAUGUCAGAUCAUUUGAGAUUGUGAAUAUAUUCAAUUGCACUGUUUUACAUUAGUAACAUUGUCAUGCUACCAUUGUAUAUGUCUUGUUCUCUGACAGAAGGUUCCAUUGAGGAAAUCACGUUACUUUUUAAAUGGCUUCCUCUUGAAAAACAUCUUACAACUGAGUUUCUCUGUCUGUUUUUUCCCAAUACAAUGAAACGGUCUCUUUACUUUCUCUUAUCUCUGUAAUUCUCUGCUUGUGAGUUUGAGAACCCUAUCAGGCAUAACAGGAGAGGAUGGGUAGUGUACCAGUAAUGUGGUGAUAACUCCACCUUGGCCCAGCCAGUCUUUUCAAGUGAGCAAAGGAGUCAGCGAGGGCCUCAGACUAGGAAUAUGAGGAGUUUGAUGGGACCCUCUAGCUUGGACCCCCUUUACUAACUCAACCUUUCUUCCAGCCCCUUAGCUCUGAGUGACCGUAGCGCUAGCCUGCAGACACACACAAUGCAGAGAGCGUGUAGUGGGCUUGACAUUAGCCUACUUGGUUACUUACACCCAUAGCUGAAUGUAGGUCCGUGACGCUUGGUAUUGAAAAGCAAAUCCCCUCAACUUCUACAUACAGAAAUAUAACACACUAACUUGUGCACUAACUCUUAACCCUCUGAAAUGCACACACGCACACACACACACACACACACACACACACACACAUCAGGCACUUUGAAACACAAUGUAUAGAAAGACAUUCAGAAACACACACAUCAGACUUGUGAAUGCAGGGGUGGGCAGCUUUAGUCCUCAAGUGUUGUGACGUCUCCUGGUUUAUCAAUAACAUGAAUUGAAGACAAACGAAAACCCAGACGGACUGGAGUUGUGCUCCCAUGUUCUAUUGUAACAUUUCUAAUUUAUUUUGUGUAAAUAAUAGGUAAAUGCUUUAGUGUGUAGAUUCACUUAUAAUUUGAAGAUCAUUUUUUACUUCCUGACCAAAUGGUCUCUUUCUGGCAGUGUGGUGGGGGGUGGGGGUUGAUGAUGAUGACUUGGGUCUCGAAGGAAUGAAUGUUGAAGGAUAUAAACUGCUGCCUGUAUUGGGCAGUAAAAUAUGGUUGUGUUCCAAGUCCUUUUAAGCUGCCUUUCCUUAUCUCCUUGCUUGCAAAUAAUGAUGUUAUAGUUAUUUAACAGACCCAUUGCAGCAGUUCACACACAUUCAGUCACAAUAUGUGGCCUAUGCAGGAAUUAAACCGCACAACUCUGGUGUUGCGAGCACUAUGCUCCAAACAGAACGUUUAUGGAACAGGACCUUUCUUACAUAUGUUUCCCAGCGUUCUGCCACUGUACUAUCAGUAGUGAUGAAAGGAGAUGAGAAGGGAAGCAUUUAAGAUAAUUGGAACACAGCCCAUGUCCCCUUGAUCUGUUCCUUUUGGUCCUACAAAAUAGUUGACAGAGGGAGGGGCAGAGAGAAACUGGUGUAAAUAUUGUUUUUGUGGAAUCAUAGGCCUGCUCUGCCCCCCUCCGCCCUUCGGUUGGCUAGGGUACACAGACUGUAGUGGCGGUAGCAAAUGUUCUGGACUAUUUUUAACACGGGAGCAAAACUUUGUACUAAUUUCCAAAUAAAGAGGCUUUGAUACCUUG